Messenger RNA from Naegleria gruberi, 703 nucleotides. RefSeq lists its product as uncharacterized. The record is from RefSeq and is a predicted model, not a curated record. The coding region runs from base 4 to 549 and encodes 181 amino acids. The transcript has a single exon. NCBI's taxonomy places the organism in Eukaryota, Heterolobosea, Eutetramitea, Acrasida, Naegleriidae.
AGAAUGUUUGCCAAAGCCCGUAUUCAAAAGGAAAAGGAACAACAAUCAGGUACUCCUCAAGCCACCCAAGGUGUAACAGGUAUUAUUGCCAGUGGUGGUGGUCGUAGCACUGGUUAUCAAAUUCGUGUUCAAAAAGAUCUUGAUGAACUUGAAAAGAAGUGGUCUGAUAAUUUAAAAAUUGACGAUGCUAACAAACUCAACAAGAUGACUCUUGUCCUUGUUCCUGAUGACGGAAUUUGGAAGGCUCACCCACACGAAUUUGAAAUUAACAUUCCAAACGAAUAUCCAAUCAAGCCUCCAAAGGUUAUUUGUAAAACAAAAGUAUGGCACCCAAAUAUUGAUCAAAAUGGUGCUGUUUGUUUGAAUAUUUUGAGAGCUGACUGGAAGCCAGUUUUGAACUUGAAUGCCAUCUUUACUGGUCUUCACUUCCUCUUCCUCGAACCAAAUCCCGAUGAUCCUCUCGAUGUUGAUGCUGCCAAGCACUACGUCGAUCAACCAGAAGACUUUAAACGUAAAGCAAAGAACUACAUGAAGGGAACCUAUUAUUAAUUGUUUAGCCGAGAGAAAAUCUAAGUCAUCAUCCCAUACAACAACAACAAACUUGUCAUAGUUGUAAUUCUACAAUUAUUUUCCACAAAAUGUAUAUUUGAUAAUCAAACAUCUAAUAAUUUUAAUAAUAUAAAUCCUUCUUGUAUUUUAAUGU